This is a messenger RNA of Malaclemys terrapin pileata, 3447 nucleotides long. RefSeq names its product glycerol-3-phosphate acyltransferase, mitochondrial (gene GPAM). Gene Ontology annotation, biological process: phospholipid biosynthetic process. The transcript is spliced from 21 exons. The coding region runs from base 92 to 2608 and encodes 838 amino acids. Gene Ontology annotation, cellular component: mitochondrial membrane; plasma membrane. The record is from RefSeq and is a predicted model, not a curated record. Lineage: Eukaryota; Metazoa; Chordata; Testudines; Emydidae. Gene Ontology annotation, molecular function: glycerol-3-phosphate O-acyltransferase activity.
CCCAGACCCGUGAGUAGCGGGGGGGCCGGGAGCCGGUGCGCUCCGGCGAGCUGCGGGGCGGGCGGUGUGUGCGGGUCCCCGGUGCACGCCCAUGGUCUUAAAUUUGUCCUGUGUCAUGGAUGAGGCUGCUUUGUCCCUUGGAACAAUAGAUGUUUCCUAUUUGUCCUCUUCAGUAGAAUAUGCUAUCACUAGAUGUAAGCACUCCAGUGAAGAAUGGGGAGAGUGCAAUUCAAGGCCUACUGUCUUCCGAUCUGCGACUUUAAAAUGGAAAAAAUGGAAAGAGACACUACUGAGCAGAAAAAGGCCAUUUGUUGGACGCUGUUGCUACAUGUGUACUCCUCAAAGCCGGGAUAAACUUUUCAAUGCUAGUAUCCCUUCUUUGGGCCUACGCAAUGUUAUCUAUAUCAAUGAAACGCACACAAGGUACAGAGGGUGGCUGGCAAGAAGGCUCUGUUAUGUUCUUUUUGUGCAAGAACGAGAUGUGCAUAAGAGUAUGUUUGCCAGCAAUGUGGCAGAAAACGUGUUGAACAGCAGCAGAGUGCAGAAGGCCAUUGUAGAGGAGGCUUCUGUAUUAAGUGCUGCAGGUACUCAGACAGACCUCAAGGCCAUCAGCAAAGUGAAGAAAAAAGCUAGAAGGAUUCUCCAAGAAAUGGUGGCAAACGUCUCACCUGCUUUGAUCAGGUUGACUGGUUGGGUGUUACUGAAAUUAUUCAACAGCUUCUUUUGGAACAUUCAGAUCCACAAAGGCCAAUUGGAGAUGGUCAAAGCAGCCACCAAGAUGAAUUUGCCUCUUAUCUUCUUGCCUGUUCACAAAUCUCACAUCGACUAUCUGCUCCUCACAUUCGUUCUUUUCUGCCAUAACAUCAAAGCACCGUACAUUGCUGCAGGGAAUAACCUCAACAUCCCCAUCUUCAGCACAUUGAUCCGCAAACUGGGAGGCUUUUUCAUUCGGAGGAGGUUGGAUGAGAACCCUCACGGACGUAAAGAUGUCCUUUAUAGAGCUUUGCUGUAUGUGCACAUAGAGGAGUUGCUUAGACAGCAGCAGUUCUUAGAGAUAUUCCUGGAAGGCACACGUUCUCGGAGUGGAAAAACAUCCUGUGCCAGAGCAGGUCUCUUAUCUGUGGUGGUAGAUGCUCUCUUCACAAAUGCCACCCCAGACAUACUAAUUAUACCUGUGGGAAUCUCCUAUGAUCGCAUCAUUGAAGGUCACUAUAACAAUGAACAGCUGGGGAAGCCUAAGAAGAACGAAAGCCUUUGGAGCGUAGCCAGAGGAGUCUUCAGAAUGCUGCGGAAGAAUUACGGAUGUGUCAGAGUAGACUUUGCACAACCAUUUUCCUUAAAAGAAUACCUAGACAGCCAAAGUCAAAAACCUAUGCCCGCCAUGCUAUCUUUGGAGCAAGCUCUGUUACCAGCUAUACUUCCUUCACGGCCUAAUGAUGUUGUGGAUGAAGUUACGGAGGCUACACUGGGUGAUUCCUGGGAUUUAUCCAAUGAGCCCUUUAGAAGACAGUUGAUAGCCAACUUGGCUGAGCAUAUAUUGUUCACUGCUAACAAGUCAUGUGCUGUGAUGUCAACACACAUAGUUGCCUGUUUGCUGCUCUACCGACACAGGAAGGGAAUUGACCUUUCCAAGCUGGUGGAAGACUUCUUCUCUAUGAAGGAGGAGGUCUUGGCCCGUGACUUUGACUUGGGAUUUUCAGGAAAUUCUGAAGAUGUUGUCAUGCAUGCCAUCCACCUGUUGGGGAACUGUGUAAAUAUCACAAACACCAGCCAAAACAAUGAGUUCUUCAUCACUCCCAGCACAACUAUUCCCGCUGUCUUUGAACUCAACUUCUACAGCAAUGGUGUACUGCACGUCUUCAUCAAAGAGGCCAUUAUUGCCUGCAGUCUUCAUGCAGUGCAGAGUAAAAGGUAUAGAAAUGGCAUCAAUGGCGUUUCUCCCAACCUGAUUAGCCAAGAACAACUGGUCCGCAAAGCCGCCAGCUUGUGCCACCUGCUUUCCAAUGAAGGUGCUAUAUCCUUGCCUUGUCAGAUGUUAUACCAAGUUUGCCAUGAGGCAGUCGAAAGGUUCAUACAAUAUGGCAUUCUUUUGGUGGCAGAGCAAGAUGAUCAGGAGGAUAUUAGCCCUAGCCUUACAGAGCAGCAGUGGAGUAAAAAGCUUCCUGAACCCUUGUCUUGGAGAAGUGAUGAGGAGGAUGAAGACAGUGACUUUGGAGAAGAACAGAGGGAUUGCUACCUGAAGGUGAACCAAUCCCAAGAACACCAGCAGUACAUCACCUUCCUGCAAAGGUUACUGGGGCCUUUACUUGAGGCCUACAGCUCAGCUGCCAUCUUUAUGCACAACUUCAGUGGUCCUGUGUCAGAAACAGAAUACCUUCAUAAGUUACACAAGUACCUAAUAACCAGGACAGAGAAGAGUGUUGCAGUGUAUGCUGAGAGUGCCACCUAUUGUCUUGUGAAAAAUGCAGUGAAGGUCUUUAAGGAUAUUGGGGUUUUCAAGGAGACAAAACAAAAGAGAGAGACUUUUUUGGAACUGAGCAGUACUUUCCUACCUCAGCGCAACCGGCAAAAACUACUGGAAUUCAUCCUGAGCUUCAUUGUACUGUAGACCAUGUUUAGUACCUUUUGCCAGGGAGGCGAAGACAGGUUCCAAGAUUUGUGUCAAAGCUUGAGGGCAUUUGCUAGUCCUUCAGAGUAUAAGGUGCCCUUGUUUGUUUGGUAAGGCCUUAUCUGACUUGAACCACUGGAAGACAGUGCCUUCUUAUGUAUGUAUUUAUGGAUUUCUGAGGGUCCCAAUCCUGUGAUAAUACAGUAAUACAACAGGUGACACUUUUGGAUGCAAGCAAUCAGUCAUGUUUGCAGAAAAAAAAAAUGUAAAACUAGAUUUAAAAUGAAAACUGACAUUUUAUCAGUGUUACAUUUUACAUAAUUACUUUUAAAGACUAAUGACUGACAGGUGCACAAAUGCAGAUAGUGAUUUAUAGGUAGCCCUGAGAUCUUGAAUUGAGUGGAAACACUGCUUAUGACAAAAAAAAAAAAAAAAAAAAAAAAAAAAAAUUUAACGUGAAAGCUGUUACUUCAGAAAAUUUGUCAUCCCCUUCCUGUCUGGUUUAUUGUUUAAAAUAAAUGGUUUAUAAAGAUAUGCACGGACAGUGUAUACUUUAUGGAAAAAGCCAUAGUUUUCCAUAAUUGUUAGCAUCUAGAAUAAAUGCCAAAAUCUUAAUGGGAAUAACAAUCAAUUGCGUAGCAAACUAGUGCUAUCGGGACUGCAUAAUGCAAUGGUAAAUUGCGCUAAACACUGUUGUCACGGUAGAAUGUGAUAGCACAAUUUUAUUAGGUCUUGCUGUUCCUUACCCUUACUAGAAAUAAGGAAUUAAUUUGCCUAAAACAUGAAUGUAUUCUAGCCACUUAAAUUUUGUAUCUAAUAAAAAAAAGUUGUUUAGCUAA